AUGCAUUUCCCGCAGACUUCGUACGCGAGUCACACCGCAGGACAACAGACCAAUGGUGUGGUCAGUGGCGGCACUCAUGUCAUGGCAAUACCUCAGCAACAGAUCAUGACAGCCGCCAACGGUAUCUCAUAUAUCGCCAGUCCGUCGGCCACUGGUGUCCAACAACAGCAGCAAAUCAUUAGCACAUCCGGCGCUCUCACACCUCAACUUCUGCAACAAUUGCAGCAACACUUGUGCUCACAGAAUGUGAUGACCGCUCAGCCGACCACUCAAUAUGUGAUAUCAACCCAGGGAUCCGCUGCCGGCGCCGGCACUGCCAUCGCUGGCAUUCCUCACGGCUAUCAAGCGGUUCAAACAGUCGGUGGACAGCAGGUCCUCAUUCAGACCAACGCCGCUCUCAGCCAACAAAUGUCAGCCAAUGGUGUGAGCGUUCAGACGGCGGCCAACGCGUCAGCCAAUCAAAUGGUUCAACUCGUGCUGUCCAACGGUCAGGUCAUUACCACUACUUUAGCCAAUUUGCAGGCCAUGGGAGUGACGGCUCCGUCCCCUCAGAUCAACGCCACACAAACGCCUCAACAAUACUCAACACAAUACCAGACAUCAAACGGCAAUAUCAUUGUGACGGGCGCUCAACCGUCCGCCCCAUCCAUACCUCUUCAGACACAGAUUGUGACCAACUCUGCCGGACAGAUGUUCGCCAUCACACCACAGAUCGCCGGUCAACCCAUACAACAGCCAAUGAUCGCACAGCAAACGGCUCCCAACGGCACCACUCAAUACAUACAGAUCACCGCUCAGCCAUACGUACAACAAAUGGCACAACAAAUGGUUGCACAACAGCCGCAAGUGAUGGCCAAUACGGCGGCUCUCGUCCAACAACACCAACAACAAGAAGAUCACAACAAACUCGUAGCGCAACAACAGCUCAUUCAACAGCAACUACUUCUCCAACAGAAACAACAGUCAGAGCAACAAAAUAUUAAAUCCAGUGAAUCCCAGACUCAGACGCGGGCGUCGAGUUCGCCGUCCAAUGUGUCCACCACUCAGAUCAUUGUCUCGUCGACCACUUCCAGACCUCAAUCGUUGGACAAUUCAGCGACAGUUCAGGAAAAUACUAGUCAUUCGCUCGAAAACACCACUGAUAUCGCGGCCGGAGAUAAGGUAUCGGUUCAAAGUCAGACCUCAUCGCCGUCUUCGUCGUCCAAUCACAUGGAGGCCGAGUCCACCACUCAUUGCAAUCUUCCCAAUAAAGAUACGAUCAGUAAUACUGAGGCCAAUAUUGUGGACGGAAUUAAUUUGGAAGAAAUCAAAGAUUUUGCCAAAGCCUUCAAAAUCAGGCGCUUGUCCUUAGGGUUAACCCAAACACAAGUGGGACAGGCGUUGAGCGCCACCGAAGGGCCCUCUUAUAGUCAAAGUGCGAUUUGCAGAUUCGAGAAACUGGAUAUAACGCCAAAAAGUGCACAAAAAAUAAAACCGGUUUUAGAAAAUUGGAUGAAAGAAGCGGAGGAAAGGUAUAAGAAUGGGAACCAAACGUUGACUGAAUUCAUCGGCAGUGAGUCCAGUAAGAAGAGGAAACGGCGGACGUCUUUCACACCCAAUGCGUUGGAAUUGUUGAACAUAUUCUUCGAGAAGAACACACAUCCGACCGGUUCUGAAAUGACAGAACUGUCGGAACAACUGAAUUACGAGAGAGAAGUGGUCAGAGUUUGGUUCUGUAAUAAACGCCAGGCGUUGAGGAAUACGAGCAAAAAGUUUGAGACAAACUAUCAUCAAAUCGGAUGAAAAACUAUAUACAAAGUAUAGACAAC
Messenger RNA from Medioppia subpectinata, 1808 nucleotides. The record is from the annotation of a GenBank genome assembly. Lineage: Eukaryota; Metazoa; Arthropoda; Arachnida; Sarcoptiformes; Oppiidae.